Xenopus laevis (African clawed frog) is the source of this 2318-nucleotide messenger RNA. It is a transcript of the gene asb16.L, whose product is annotated as ankyrin repeat and SOCS box containing 16 L homeolog. Lineage: Eukaryota; Metazoa; Chordata; Amphibia; Anura; Pipidae. The record is from RefSeq and is a predicted model, not a curated record. Gene Ontology annotation, biological process: positive regulation of protein catabolic process; protein ubiquitination. The transcript is spliced from 5 exons. Bases 639 to 2057 code for a protein of 472 amino acids.
UCUCUACAUUGUACUAACAGUUAUUAUAAAGAUGAACAACCCCUUUAGUACAUCCUUGAAUAACUCCCUUCAACUGGUUUCUGCUCUUGACGGGAGUUGGAUGCUGCAGGUCAACUGGCAUGAGUUGGGAGGGGAAGGUGUUUUCAAGGGAUAAUUGUGCCUCUGGGGCAGGUUCUAGUGCUAAGAAGCAGCCAGUGGUGGGUAGAAGCCAUUGUGAGCAUGGGCACUUGUACUGCCAAUCAAAAUGUCCCAUAGCAUAGUAAGUUGGGUUGAAAAAAGACACACGUCCAUCAAGUUCAACCUUUUAACUAUUUUAACCUGCCUAAUUGUGAGUUGAUCCAGAGGAAGGGGAAAACCCAAUUUGAAGCCUCUCCAAUUUGCCUCGAAGGGGAAAAUAAUGUCUAUAAUCUAUAAAAACAAGGACAAGCUACAUGUAUAUACUACCCUGUGACAUGGAGAAAUUGUAGCUCAGCUGUGUUAUACGACAUUGAAAAGCAACACAGGGGCCUGCAAGGUACAGGCCUCCCCAUAAUUCCAUCAGCAGGAACAUGACACUGCAAAAAUAUGCUUACCCUGAGAAGGAUCAGUGUGGGCCAGGUUAUAAAUAGGACACAGUUCUCUAGCCCAGACGCAUAGUGAUGCCACUGCUGAUCCGACGGGGUGAAAACAUCAAAAUCCCUCAUAAAAUGGCUGGAGAAAUGUUCCCCUUUACACCCAGCACCCUGCGAGCCCUGCAGAGACAGAGGGAGCAACUGGAGAGCGAAGAUCGAAGGAGAGCGUUGAGCAUCGAACUCUUGUCCCGUAGAGCUUUGACUUCCAGCCCAGCAGUGCGACCCCCUGUGACCCGUAGGCACCGCUUCUGUAGGGACGCCGCCAUCCAUAAUGCUUUGUACACCGGAGACGUGGAGAGGCUGAAAGGGAUAUUUAAAGAGAACGGCUCAGCCGAUGUCAUGGUGGAGACCAUCAGCGAAGAGUUACAGUGGUGUCCAGAGAUGGGCCUUUGGUCUCUGAUCCCUAAAAAAUCCCACACUUCUCCGCUGAGGAUCACCGCCGGGCGCGGCUAUGGGGAGUGCGUGCGCUUUCUGGUGAGCCGAGGGGCGGAGCCUAACUCUUCCGUGGGAGGUCGAGGUCCACUGCAUGACGCUUGUGAGGGUCACCAUGCUGAGUGCACCCAACUUCUCCUGAGUCGGGGAGCCGAAGCCAAUCUACUAAGUGAGGAUGGACAAGCUCCUCUCCACCUGUGUAGCACACCUGAGACCUUAGAAUGUGCAAAGCUGCUUCUGGACUACGGUGCACUUGUCAACCUUGCCGGCCGCUAUACCCGUGCUACACCCUUACACGUGGCAUCUGGACGUGGCCUGGAAGAACAUGUUGCCUUAUACCUGAGCCUCGGAGCUGACCCUUCUGCCCGUAACCGUGAAGGCGAGACCCCUCUGAAUGCAGCCUGCGCUGCUUGUGAUAACCCGCAACACUUUGGCCGCUAUUACAGGGUGGUGGAUAUGCUCUUGAAGUCUGGUGGUAACCCCAACACCCCGGGGAAGAAAGGCCACGGUCCUUUGCACAAUGCCAGUUCUAACUGCCACUUGAGGUUGGCAAAGCUGUUGCUGGAUCACGGAGCAGCAGUUAAUGUGAAGAACAGUGCUGGGUAUUCUCCUCUGGACUGCGCUCUGCAAGUGUGCGAUGAUUAUCCCAACUGCCAGCCCCAUCUGUUGGUCCAAACAUUGCUCAACUAUGGAGCUGUCCCUUCUGAUCCCAAGAUGUGGAGGUUCUGUGCAGCCUCCCCGAAAACCUUUGAGACCCUUCUCGAUGCCUAUGACCAUAUUCCCACAGGGGAUUCCUGGGUAGAAUCUGUGCCCGCAGUAACUUGGGAGGAGCAUCGGCCCUUCUAUGAGUCGGUACUGCAGGCGGCAAACCAACCCCGAUCCCUGUUGCACCUGGCAAGAUACGCAGUGAGGCGAUUAUAUGAUGGGCAGUGCCAGCGGGCAACCUCACAUCUGGGCUUACCUCCUGCACUCAGUGCAUAUGUACUCCUCCAACCUGAGGGGGUCAUUCACUAACCUGAAACAGAAAGAGCGCCAUCAAGUGGUCAAGCAUUUUUCUGCUUCAGACUGAAAUAACUGGGAGGGGUUGGGUCUAUUAUCUGAGAUGGGAUGGUGCUUCUUUUUUUUUAUUUUUUUUUUUUCUUCUUUUUCCGGCUCAUGCUUUUUCUGCUGAUAUUACUGAAAAGUAGGGAUGCAUCGAAUACAGAAUUCGAUUCGGGAUUCAGACUUUUUCAGCAUGAUUCGGAUUCGGCCCAAUCCUUCUGUCCGGCCGAAUCC